This is a messenger RNA of Saccostrea cuccullata (small rock oyster), 3822 nucleotides long. Its product is annotated as chitin synthase-like. Gene Ontology annotation, cellular component: cell periphery; cell septum. Gene Ontology annotation, molecular function: chitin synthase activity. Lineage: Eukaryota; Metazoa; Mollusca; Bivalvia; Ostreida; Ostreidae. The record is from RefSeq and is a predicted model, not a curated record.
CUGGUUCAUCAUUCCUGAUAUAAAAUGGCAGAAGGACUACCAGAACAACGCUCUCAGAAAUGGGAUAUAUUUCGGAUGGAUCACUGGCCAAAGGAAAGACACGAUGCCAGAAGAGUCAGCCAGAUUCUUCCACAAAUUUUGAAAGUCUUGACCUACAUCUUGAUGGUUCUGAUUAUCACCACCGGAGUGGUCUUUGCUAAAGGUGGUCUACAGGUUUUGACCACUAUCCUGGGACAACACAAUAAAUUCCCUAGUAGAACUGUAAAUCAGGAUCUUAUAGCUUAUUUACUUCUCUUUUCCAUUAUAACCCCCGAUGUCUUUAAUUGUUUAAAUGAACUUUGGAAAGCUAUGCUUGGAAAUAGAAAGACAGCAACAUGGGAUAUUACAUUGAAGAUAAUAAUAAGAGAAUGCUUGCAUUCCUUUGGCUUGGCUGUUCUUAUAUUCCUGGUUCUUCCUUAUAUGGACCCUAUCCAAGCAUGUGUUGUUAUCAAUGCCACUACAUUCCUCCCAGGAUUUAUCCAUAUGGUCAUGUACUGCAGAGAAAACAAUGAUGGAAAAGGAGAAAUAUGCAGGAAGAUUAAAGUUGUUCUGAAUAUCAUUAGCUCCGUGGUCCUACUUGUAUCAGUAGCAUUGGUAUUGGUUUCUGUUGGUACUUCAGAAAGGAAAAAUAUAUAUGCACGGGAUCCAGCUGUUGGAAACCUCUUGGUUUGGACGAUUGUCUCUAUCAUUACAUUAUCUAGUAGAUGGAUUCCUCAGCUGAGAAACAAAGAGGAUGAAAACGAAUCAUUCAACAAAGAGGAAAACUAUGCCGUUAUUAAAUUCAUCUCGAGGUUUUUGAGGAUAUGCAUAACUGUUACUUUAUUUUGGACACUUCUCUGUCCGGGAAUUCGUGGAAUUAAAGAUGUUUAUGAAAAGUUCCUGUCAACAUCGAAAGCAGAAGGUCUCAUUCCCGCCAACUGCACAAUGUCGCCUAACAGAACGGCCAUGUUAUUGAACCCAAAGUUCAAAAACAUCUCAGCGUGUGUAGACGAGGGCAUCCCUCUAUGGGAAGUGCUCGGUCCAUUCCUGUCACAUGUUAUCGGGGCAAUAUUGACCAUGCACGUCGGGGUCCUAGCCUGUCGACUUCAGAUGCAGAGGAUAGGGUAUUCAAUUCCUCUUUCCAUCGCUUCCCCGAUAUAUGUCAUCCUUGUGGUAAUAUUGAAGAACGAGGAGAAAGAUUUCAUCUACCGAUAUUUUGAAUUUAAAAAUGACAGUACGAAUUGGAUGCUGUUCUUUGUUUUCCUUGUUGCUUGGCUAAGUCAGCUUAAUAUGGUUCAACACAUUUGGGAGGCCCAACGUGGAGAAACCCUAUUUUCGGCAAACAAGUUGUUUGUUUUCCCUAAUUUUUGUGGUCCAUUAGUUGACCUAUCACUACUGCACAGUAGGAAAAUAAAAAGGAAGAAAGAAUUAGAAAUUUAUGCAGACCCAUCGGGCACCAAAGUCUUCAUCUGUGCUACAAUGUGGCAUGAGAAUAGAACGGAAAUGAAACAGUUACUGUCUUCAAUCUUCAGGUUACGUAAUGUACAACGGAACUAUGGAUUUGAAGCUCACAUAAUGUUUGACGAUGCCAUGGAGACUUCCAGUGGAUCGAAUCUUAAGGAGAAUGACUUUGUCAAGCAAUUCAUGGAGGUCGUAGAGGAAGUUGGAAUUGAUUUCGAUGUGAACGUAGGAUCGCCUUAUAAGUACGCAACGCCAUAUGGAGGGCGUGUGGAAUGGAAGCUGAAAGAGGGCUGUAAACUCAUUGUUCAUCUAAAAUAUAAAGGGAAAAUAAGACACAAAAAACGCUGGUCACAGAUCAUGUAUAUGUAUUACAUUGUUGGCUACAAAUUAAUCACCGAGUGUGCAGGAAUAGAUAAAAUUGAGAAUCCAAAACCAACACAAUCCAUCUUUGAAAUUCUUCCGAUAAACAUAAGGGAAAAAGCGGAGAACUGGUUUAUUCUUGCACUUGAUGGCGAGGACUUUCAACCAAACACCUUACAACUUCUGAUUGAUCGGUUGAUAGUCAACUUUAGAUUGGGAUCGGUUUGUGGACAUUUUAAACCAUGUGGUUCUGGGCCCGUUGUCUGGUAUCAGAAGUUUGAAUAUGCUGUCGGUCAUUGGUUGCAGAAGUCUGCAGAACACGUCUUUGGAAGUGUUCUCUGUAGCCCCGGAUGCUUUAGUUUGUUCAGAGUGAAAGCCCUGAUGGAUGACAACAUCAUGCGGACUUAUGCAACACUACCCACAGAACCACGUCAUUACAUUCAGUAUGACCAAGGCGAGGAUCGCUGGCUCUCCACUCUAAUGCUGCAGCAAGGAUAUAAAAUUGAAUACAGUGCCGCAGCAGAGGCGGCGACUUUUGCUCCAGAAGACUUCAAAGAGUUCUUCAAACAAAGAAGAAGGUGGAUUCCAUCAACCAUGGCAAAUUUAAUGGACCUACUCUCCAGUUCCACAAGAACAACCAAAAUGAAUCCGAACAUAUCUUAUUUGUUUGUAACUUAUCAGGUUAUUUUAUUUUUGUCUUCAAUUUUCGGACCCUCGACGGUUCUGCUUGCUCUUCAAUCGGCUCUCGGCACCGUCUUUGGAAUUCAUGCGUGGUUGACGUACUCGAUUAUAUUUUGCCCUGUAGUAGUUUUUGUAAUAGUCUGUCUGAAAUGUAAGGAUGACACACAGUUGAAUGUUGCGAUGGCUUUGAGCACGGCGUAUGCACUUCUAAUGAUGGCCGUUUUAGCGGGGACGCUCGUGUCAAUAUUCAAAGAUGGUUGGUUUACACCAACGGGAAUGUUUUUCUACAUUUUGACGGGGAUGUUCAUUUUUGCUGGAUUGUUGCACCCUGACGAGCUUGGAGACCUUCUCAAAGGCUUGCUUUACUUCAUAUGCAUUCCGGCUGGUUAUCUGUUCCUGAUUAUUUAUGCAAUUUGCAAUCUGAACAACAUCUCUUGGGGAACAAGAGAAAAUACUACUGCUGUGCUGAAAAAUGCCGAUAGGCGGUCGAGAAGAAAAGAAACAGAAAAGGAGAUAUAUUUCGUAACAACAGAAAUGAUUGAAGGAAUGGUUGAGCAAGCAAGAAAAACUGUAUCGAAUUCAUCAAUUUCCAUAAUACAAUGGUUCAAAAAUCUUGUAUUACUGAAGUCACUAGAAUCUGUUCAAGCUAUCAACGAAAAGACUAAGGACGUGCCUGAAGAACCUAUUGAAAGAGGGCAGAACAUGCCCAAAGAUGUGCCUAAACCAGCCUUUGAAGGGGUACGUGGAGCUAGUAUCUUUAAAAAGGGUCAUACUGAUAGAAAUAGACGCGCCCAAUUUCCAGGAUCUUCUUCCCAAUUGACUCAGAUUGACGAGGUAUCAUGGACAAGUAAUGAGACUGAGGAAAUUCACACGACGAAGCUUGAUCAAUGUGAAGAACAGUUUUGGAACGCAUUAAUUUCUACAUAUCUUCGUCCCAUAGAUGAUGAUCCAGAUAAAAAGAAGAAUGAUUCAGAAAAAUUGUCUGAGUUCCGAUACAAGGCAGUCUUUGCUUUCUUAUUUCUGAAUGGCCUGUGGCUUGCUAUAAUGAUUUCAAUGAAUGAAAUAAAGAACCUCAUCAACAUCACUAUUCCACAACCAUCUGGUCCGCCAAUAGUGAUCGAGCCUCUUGGUUUCCUCUUCCUUGUAAUAUUCUCUCUCAUGCUUCUGCUUCAGUUUAUUGGGAUGCUGCUGCAUAGAUACGAGACAUUUUACCACAUUUUGUCCAGAACCAAAGUAGAUUGUCCUUGUAAUGCACAAAGCACGCAAAAUGGAAAAUGCAUUUGCUGUUGUUAAAGUCACUGC